AUGUCAUUCGCAAGCGUCGCCCCAGACUGGUGGUGCACACCUCCCCGCGUUGACCCCAACAACGUCAGCUACAGGGACAACACGACGUUCCAGCAGUGUCCCAAGGGUGAUAACAACUCCUGCACCUAUGUAUACGCCCAUGAUAUGAACACCGUCAUUAAUCAGUGGAACCUUGUCUGUGACAAAGACACAAUUGCGGCAACAAUGACGUCAAUUCAGAUGGCCGGCGUCAUGGCAGGUGCGUUUUUGGGAGGACAGUCAGCUGAUGUCAUUGGAAAGAAGAGGACCUACUACCUUGGGAUCCUUUUACACGGCGUGUGCAACAUUGGAGCUGCUUUCUCGGUGUCUUGGCAAAUGUUUGCCACUUUCAGGUUUUUCAUUGGCUUCGGGAUAGGCAUAUUCUUCACAACUUCAUAUCCAUAUGCGAUGGAGUUCGUGGGUACCAAAUGGAGGUCGGUUUGUUCCUCGCUGCCUCUCUGGGCGUGUGGAGUUGGGUUGAUGGCUUUGGCAAAGUGGCUGCAGCCAGACUGGCACAACCAACACCUCAUCAACGCAGCUCUGCACAUCCCUUUUUUCCUGGGCUGGUUCAUCGUCCCAGAAAGCCUCCGGUGGCUGACUGUGAAGGGACGGCUUGAGGAGGCGGAGAAGGUGGUCGAGCAGAUGAGUCGAUACAACCGGAAGGAGAAAUCUCCCAACCCCGCAGAGAUGCUAAAACGGGUUGCAGAGGAGGAAAAUACAUUGCGGGCAUCGGGCACUAAGUACACGUACCUCGACCUUUACAAGGGCUGGAGCAUGUGUUGGAGGUCACUGAUCAUCCAGUUCAUCUGGGCUUGCAUGUCGCUUGUGUACUACGGUCUAUCAUUUGGAGUCGGUUCUCUGUCAGGAAGCCCCUACCUCAACAUCUUCCUUAUGUCCAUUGUCGAGGUACCAGGCACCAUGCUGACGUUCGUCCUAGCUAACAAAAUUGGAAGGAAGUUGACAAGCAUCCUAUAUUUUGGGAUCGCUUCAAUUGCUGCAUUUGCUGUACCCGUGGUGUGGACAUAUGAUCGAAUACUGCUCCAUAGUUCCUGGGAGGUGGCGGUGGUGGUGGUGGUAGUGAUGGCAUAUUAUAACGGUCACUUGGACCAGAAGUAG
This is a messenger RNA of Haliotis rubra (blacklip abalone), 1134 nucleotides long. RefSeq names its product solute carrier family 22 member 16-like. The record is from RefSeq and is a predicted model, not a curated record. The transcript has 6 exons. Gene Ontology annotation, molecular function: transmembrane transporter activity. Gene Ontology annotation, biological process: transmembrane transport. NCBI's taxonomy places the organism in Eukaryota, Metazoa, Mollusca, Gastropoda, Lepetellida, Haliotidae. The coding region runs from base 1 to 1134 and encodes 377 amino acids. Gene Ontology annotation, cellular component: membrane.